AUGCAAGAACAACUGGAGGAACAAGAUACUGAGACUGAAUUUACGCAAGAACUUGAAAUUUCUUUCUCUGGAGUUGAAGUUGUUGUUUCCCCUUCCCCUGCCUCUUUGGGAAGCGAAUACCAUGUUACGUGGGAUAUUUUGACCGGUGGGAAUAAUGUGGUUGAGUUAGCUCGAGUACUAACAAGAACUUUUCCAGGAAACAGUAUCACAAUCAUUCAGCCUUAUAUGCAAAAGGAAUUGUUAGUGCUCCAAGAGACAAACAUUGAUAGAAUGGGAGCAUUUUUAGUCUAUGCACCCAUAGAGUUACCAAAAGUCACUUCAAUUGUCAAAGGAGGUGAUGCAACAAAAGUUCCCAUUUUGCCCUUAGGUAUAAUCAUAAGUCCCGACGGUCGCCUCUCCUCGGAUAGGGACAGUACUGCAAAUGCACAAAAUGGGUCAAUUUUGAUAGUGGCUUUUCAAAUAUUGAUUUGUGGUCAUAAUAAUUCAACCUCCCAGCAGCAACAAAUGGAGAGAGGCCAAUCAAGUAGCGGAUGUGCUUGCAAAGAAGGCUACAGAGUUAACAUACCCUGCAUAUAUCUCCUUUUCCAUUUAUCAGAAUUUUCUGCAAUCCUCCAAAGGAGACUAUAA
Messenger RNA from Solanum stenotomum, 627 nucleotides. Its product is annotated as homeobox-leucine zipper protein HDG12-like. The transcript has 6 exons. NCBI's taxonomy places the organism in Eukaryota, Viridiplantae, Streptophyta, Magnoliopsida, Solanales, Solanaceae. The record is from RefSeq and is a predicted model, not a curated record. The coding region runs from base 1 to 627 and encodes 208 amino acids.